Molecule: messenger RNA, 1210 nt
Organism: Williopsis jadinii
Lineage: Eukaryota; Fungi; Ascomycota; Saccharomycetes; Phaffomycetales; Wickerhamomycetaceae
Gene: URH1
Product: trifunctional uridine nucleosidase/nicotinamide riboside hydrolase/nicotinic acid riboside hydrolase
Exons: 1
Coding region: 12-1031 (339 amino acids)
Biological process (GO): purine nucleoside catabolic process
Cellular component (GO): cytosol
Molecular function (GO): purine nucleosidase activity
Source: RefSeq, a predicted model, not a curated record
GUUCCCCGGUAAUGACGGUCACUAUUCCUGUCUGGAUCGACUGUGAUCCAGGACACGAUGACACCAUUGCCCUGCUUUUGGCGUCCUUCCAUCCGUGUUACAACUUGGUUGGUGUUUCGACAACGUAUGGCAAUGCCAGCUUGGAGAAUACCACCAACAACGCAUUGGCGAUGAUGACGGCCUUUGGAAGGACCGACGUCCCUGUGUACGUUGGUAGCUCCAAGCCAUUGGAAAAGGAGCCUCAUUAUGCCCCGGGAAUCCACGGUUCCAAUGGACUUGGUGGCAUAAGGAUCCCCCAGCCAGCUGGUGCGACUGUGAAUUCCGUUGGCGAUGAGGAAGCAAUGUUGGACGCGAUGUAUAGAGCUAUCUGUGAACAUGAAGGCCAAUUGGCGUUGUGUGCCGUUGGUCCACUGACUAACGUUGCCAAACUGAUUAAGAAGUACCCAGAAGCAAAGGCCAAGUUACACACGCUGAGUAUAAUGGGAGGAGGCAUCCAUGUGUAUAACGUUAACCCUAACGAGGCCGAGUUCAACAUCUAUGACGACCCUCAUGCUGCAAACAUUGUACUGGAGGACCCGGAGCUGAAGCCCAAAGUGGUUGUCUGUCCACUGGACGUUACGCAUAAGGUGCUGUGUGACGAUUCUGUCCAGAAGAAGAUCUUGAACGAACCAAACACCACUGCUUUUAGAACAAUGAUUUACGAUCUCAUCACCUUCUUCGCAAGCACCUACAAGGAGGCACAAGGCUUUGACAGAGGGCCUCCUAUCCACGACCCCGUGGCUGUCUACGUGUUGAUGCAAGUAUAUCACCUGCGUGACUGUGGUCUAAACUCCCAACAGCUGGAGAUACACGUUGACGAGCAUGGAGAGCACGAGGGUAAGAUGAUAUCGGCAGCAUGCGACGACACUGUCUCACGCGGUGGACCACGGGGAGUCUCAGUGGUGUUUGACAUUGACGUUAGACAAUUCUGGACAGACCUACUUGAGACCAUCACCAUUGCAGACGGUUGUAUAUCAGAACAGGCCAAUUAGAACCACGGAUGGUAAAUUCUUGCAUAGCAUCAACGUGCUCGCAAUGAUGGCCACUCAUCGGGUGAAAUUGUUGAGAAAUACAAGUAACGACACCUCAUGCUAGAAGAGUAAUGUUGAAUGUAGCAGUAAAAUAUACGGAUAUGCGGUCUGCGACUAGUUCAUGGCUAUGUGAUUGCCCA